Molecule: messenger RNA, 399 nt
Organism: Monoraphidium neglectum
Lineage: Eukaryota; Viridiplantae; Chlorophyta; Chlorophyceae; Sphaeropleales; Selenastraceae
Exons: 5
Coding region: 1-399 (132 amino acids)
Biological process (GO): regulation of transcription by RNA polymerase II
Molecular function (GO): DNA binding, bending
Source: RefSeq, a predicted model, not a curated record
AUGGCCAAGACUGAUAAGAAAGAGGCUAAGGAGGCCAAGCCAAAGAAGGUGGUGGAGAAAAAGGCUGCCAAGCCCAAGGCGGAGAAGAAGGAGAAGCCUGCCAAGAAAGGCAAGGACCCCAACGCCCCAAAGCGGCCAACCGGCUCCUACAUGUACUUCUCUGCAGACAAGCGCGGGGAGGUCAAGGAGAAGAACCCCUCUUAUGCCAUGGGCGACAUUGCCAAGGAGCUGGGCGCCAUGUGGAAGGCCCUGAGCGACGAGGAGAAGGCCAAGUACGAGGAGAUGGCAAAGAAAGACAAGGAGCGGCCGAGCAAAAUCAUGAACGUUCGGCUGACGGCUAACCCUGCCUCAUGUUUUCCUGUUUGCCCUUUCGUGCGUGCCUACAUGCAUGCUUGCUAG